AUGAACACUUUACAGUUUUCUGCUGAAAUGAUCCGUUUCUUAGAACGGAAAGCAGUAGCCAGCAAGAAACCCAUCCCCUCUGGAUGUAUCCGGAGUUUGCAAACCAUGGCCACCGAUCCGUGCUACUUAAUCGACACCCCUGCUGCUCAGCAUGGCUGGAAAACUGUUCCAGGUGACUACCAUCCAGAACUUUAG
Molecule: messenger RNA, 195 nt
Organism: Pelobates cultripes (western spadefoot toad)
Lineage: Eukaryota; Metazoa; Chordata; Amphibia; Anura; Pelobatidae
Source: the annotation of a GenBank genome assembly